GUGCAAACUGUGUUUGUGUUUCGGGUUCACUAGUUUAGCAUUUGAAUCGUUACAACUUUAUAUAUUCAUGAAUGGUUGUUUUUGAUUUUAGCCUAUAUAUAAUUCAAAGGUCACCCAGAGUCUCCAGACAGGGUGUGUUUUGCAGCGAUUCGCUUGAAAUAAGUAGGAUUACAAAAUAUUGAUCUCGACUUGCAAAAAAUGGCUGACUUCAGUUUUUUGAAGAAAAGCAUUCAAGGUAAAAUUGUAGAACCUUCAGAUGGAAAAAAAUACGACAAUGAAAUCAAAAAAGUUUGGAAUGCAUGCCUGUACGAUAAACGUCCAUUGGCCUUUGUCAAAGUCAAGGGAAAAGACGAUGUAGCGAAGACAGUCAAGUUUUGUGUCCGCAAACAGCUUGACCUCUGUGUGUCUUGUGGGGGAACUAGUGAUUUUGUCAUCGCUGAUGAUGCAGUGAUUAUUGACCUAUCCAUGAUGAAACGUAUCAAGAUCGACAAAACGAAAAAGACGGCAAAAGUUGAAGGUGGUGUAAUAGUAUCAGAUGUUGAUGAAGCUCUCCAAGAACGUGGCUUCAUCCUUCCCUUGGGGAGCUUCUCCAAGCUGGGCGUGGCUGGUAUGACGCUGAUGGGGGGAUUGGGCUUCACUACCAGAAGUUAUGGAAUAACAUCAGAUAAUGUACUGGAAUAUGAACUUGUAACUGCAAAUGGUAACGUUAUUAAAGUAAGCGACAAAGACAAUGAGAACUUGUUCUGGGGAAUGAAGGGAUCUGGAUUCAACUUUGGCGUUGUGACAUCCAUUGCAUUCCAAGUGUUUGAGAUGCCUAGUCUUAUUGUUGGAGGCAUUAUGUACUACCAAAUCUCGCGUGCCAAGGAAGUUAUACAUGCCUUUCGACGAUAUUAUGCUGAACUAAAUGACAACAAGUUGUGCUUGUAUAUGCUGCUGCACAUGAAGCCAACCGGGCCUGAGCUACUAAUUAGACUACACUACAAUGGUGCUCUGAGAAAAGGAGGAGAAAUUGUGCAAGAUCUUCAAGAUCUUACCCGUCCAUACAAAAACACAUGCCACCCUAUACCACAUUGCGAGUUCCAGAAACAAGGAGACUUACUGCUGCCAAGGGGCAGGUUUCAACAAGGCAGCGUUGGUCACUUUUUACCAGAACUGAAAGAUGAAGUCGUGGACAACCUGAUCGAUGGCAUUCACAAAGUUCCUGGCGAUUUCAAUUCAUAUACUGACACCAUCAUUUACAUCACUACUACGGGUGGGAAAGCGAACGAAGUUGAGUUGGAAACCAGUUCUUUUCCAUUUCGUGGAAAUGCAUGUUACUGGAUAGGAAUGAAUGGCACAACUAACGAUGCAAACAACAUGGACGCCCUUGAGCAAUGGGUAUCAUCUGUUCAGGAUAUUAAUGCCCCAUAUGGUAUUGCUCCAUAUAGUGGAGGGGAUGCUGAACAAGCACUGGAGAAAUUGAAGCAACUAAAACAACAAUAUGACCCGGAAAACCUGUUCCACAAUAACUGCAUGAAUAUCAAUCCCGAGUAGGGAAUCCGAAUUGGAAUUCAAUAGACGUUUUUUUUUUAUAGACCCCCUUUCAUGGGAAGUCAAAGCAGCUCAAUUUGGAGGACAAAACAAAAUAAUUUCAAACUCCUGAGAAUUUGAAACCUAUUGUUGUCUUCCAAAUAGGUCUUUUGCACUAGAUUGACACGUGAUUGUUACUGGAUGACAAAAAAAUUUGGAUUUCCUUCAUUUAAAGAUUUUUUCCCUGGAUUACUAAUGUCGUAUCCUAAACCUUUUCAAAAAUACUUUUUUUUCCCCUUAUAAGAUACUUUCGAUUUCAAGAUACGAAGCAUUUUAAAGUUUGUUUGCCAUCCAGUAGAGCCUUCCCCAAGGGACCUUGAGCAAAAUUUGUUAUCAAAGUCAUAUAUCAGCACGUGACUGCUUGUACAAAAGGCCUAUUCAUUUCCAUUCCGACGUAUAACACGUACUGCAAGUGUUCUAUAGACCUCUUUAGCUUUUGACGUAAAGUUUCCCCAUUUCAGACCACGUGUCAUUAUCUUGACAAUAACUUAGAUACCAAAAACCUAGACAACUCUAAACUUACUUCAAGUCUCUUUCUCUUUUUUUCCGUUUCGAACCCGGAUUCAAAUAGUGCACUUCCGGUUACGAGGGCUUUCCGAGGAAGUGCACUAUUUGAAUCCGAGUUUGAAACGGAAAGAAAUAGCGGAGCGAGGAUUGGAGCAAGUCUAAGGCCCUGGCUAAACGAGUAAACAUGUUUUCUUAAAUUUUUCCAAAGGUGGCAAAACUGUCAGGGAACAUCGGGAACAUGUUUACUCAAUAUCGGUUAGCGUAUGCGCACUUUCAAGAUAGAGCUAGCUUUGCUAAGUAACGAACUUUUAGAAUGUUGACUUUCGUGGCUAAACGAGGAAACAUUGGGGAACAUUGUUUCCAUGAGUCUUGGAAGCAUGAAAUGCUUCUGCCGUACAGCAGAAACAUUUUUGCGUCUUGGAAGCAAAAUUUGUUGCACGCAGCAAUGUUUCGCAUGUGGCUAAACUUGGAAUCAUCGGGGAACAUGCGCGCGGGAAACAUGUUUCUGUAAACUUAGCUAGGGACUAAGGCAACUCGGAUUAUAAGUAGUUGUGUAGGUCGUGUAUAGUAAUUAUGAUUACAGACGUAUUGAGCGAGGAGUGCUUCAGACGUGGCUUCUCAUUCACUAGUAAAUGCUUUAUCACGUUGGAAAAAGUAGCCUGCUAGGACAUGAUGGAUGCAAAUAAAUGCGUUUCCAUUAACUCAA
Molecule: messenger RNA, 2782 nt
Organism: Actinia tenebrosa (Australian red waratah sea anemone)
Lineage: Eukaryota; Metazoa; Cnidaria; Anthozoa; Actiniaria; Actiniidae
Product: FAD-linked oxidoreductase DDB_G0289697
Molecular function (GO): oxidoreductase activity; FAD binding
Source: RefSeq, a predicted model, not a curated record